AUGACGUCACAUGUUGGAGCCUACAGAGAGAAAUUUACACCAAGUUACAGCAUCAUGGCAAACAGUGCAAGUGACACACCUUGUGGUCUUGAAAAGCCCAAAAUGAAGGUCAUACCUCCUGUUAUCAAGAUCAAAAGUAGAAGGCACAGCUUGACCUGUUCAGCACCUCUUUGCCAGUCAAGUGUGGCAUGUCGUUUUUUCAAAGAAGAUGAUUCAGAACCUUUCCAAUUGGUGAGCUCUGAUAGUAACCAGUGUAAUUUCACUGUGACUGGUGAAGAGCUUUUGAAAAACAUGAAUGUAAUGAUGGAAGAUCUGUAUUUCAGUUGUGAUUAUAAAGAUACUAUCACCAGUGCAGUCUCCAACAGAAGUGACAGUCUAAAAGUGAUCAAAAGGGAAGUGAAAGCUGAUAUUUAUAUACACACAUCAGAAAUUUUCCAUAAAGGCAGUGUCAUGGUUAAAUGUGAAGGGGAUCGGCGAGGAAGAGGAGUUUGCAUUUUUUAUAAAAACAAAAUUUCAUUCCAGUCAGCCACAUACAACCACCAUGGUAAAGCCUGCGUAAUUUCAGUUUUUGGGCUGGCACUGUUGAAUCAGAGAUCUGAGGAAAACCCUACUGAAGUAAGUCUGAGCUGUGAAAUUGAAUUGAUAACCAAAACUGGGAAGUGGACCUCUCGACACAGCAAUAUGGUGACGGUAAAGAUUCAAGGCAAUCUUGGAAAGCCAGAACUGGCAGUAACUCCUUAUGUGACUCUAAAAGAAAAUCAGAUUAAUUUAAUCUGUGAAUUGCCUCGAACCUUCUUCAAUGUCAAGUGUAAUUUCUACAGAGGUAAUAACACAAACCCAUUUGUAUCAGCAAAAACAGACAGUGACAUUUGUGAAAGAUCUGUAAUUGGCCAUGAGCUGCUGGAAAGUGGAGCUACAGGAAUGGAAACUACGGUUCAGCUGCGUUGUGACUACACUGUGACUCAGAGCCCUGAGACGCAUUCACAGUACAGCGAGUACAUGAGCAUAAGGGUGAUGGAUAUUCGUAAACCAGAGAUAUCUUUUACUGACAAAAGUAAUACUAUAAUUGUCUGCAAAGCUCCUCCUAAUGUCACCAAAGUCCACUUCUACCUGUAUCAGGAAGGGAAGGAGGAUCCAGUUGCCACUGUGGAGGGACAAGAGAAUCAGACCUCGGCUGUUUUUCAGCUGAAUAAGGACAAUGACAGCACAUUGGCGAGACACUGGUGUCAGUAUGAAUAUAAAGAUGUGAACUCAACAUGGAGUGAUUCAAUUGGGCCAGAAAGUGGUUUAGAUAGUGCCUUAAUAACCAUGGGCUUGAUUAUUGGAUUAUUUUUCAUAUCUAUGGGCACUCUUCAUCUAUACGCAUUUUAUAAUCAGCAGUAA
Messenger RNA from Erpetoichthys calabaricus (reedfish), 1383 nucleotides. RefSeq lists its product as uncharacterized. The coding region runs from base 1 to 1383 and encodes 460 amino acids. The transcript is spliced from 7 exons. The record is from RefSeq and is a predicted model, not a curated record. Lineage: Eukaryota; Metazoa; Chordata; Cladistia; Polypteriformes; Polypteridae.